AUGCAGGUCAUGUCUCCAAUAACGCGAGGCGGUCGGAGAACCUCACAUACCUCGGGAGACGCGAAGAGAGUGGACUCGAACUCGGGAGGAGAUGAUAACGUAGAAGGGAGAGACACUGGGAUGGUAUUUUCGAGUAGCAACAGCACUGAGGCCACCUCGCCUCGAAUACGACCCGAAUGGACAACGCCCGUCUCUAGCAGCGGAAGCAACAGCGCAGCAGACAGCCGUCUGUCUGCAGUAAGCAUGGGCUUUGAUUCCCUCCAAACACAGGCAGAAACCGUCGCCGCGACAGCAAUUCUUGAGAUGCCAGCGGGGAUCUCUCUACCCACGCCUAGAUCUUCGUCAUCGUAUUUUGGUGAUGCCCCUUCACUAUUGGGAUUUCCCUUUGAGCUCCAUCCACCUCCAUGUACAGAGUCAGUGGAACAAUUUCCUGCCGUUCAGUUGACAGAGGUACAGAUGGGCAAGAGCACAAACCUUUCGUCACUCAGUCGCGCUAUGUCAUCUAGCUCCGGCAGAAUACCUGCUCUAGACGGAUUCACGCCCGCAUCAACGGGCUGGCUGGAUCCAAGCGAGACACUGGCCAGCCAAUCCCAGCUUAUCAUCGCGCAGAUCAAAUCAGCCGAAUUCGACCAAUUUCACCAGGCUUGGCCACUGCUACAUGUGCCGAGCUUCACGGCCGAAAGUCCGAGCACGCUACUGACCAGUGCCUUGUCUAAUCUAUCUAUGUGGAUGCAGAGCGCCGAUCCCCACAACCUGGUUCCCUACGCGAUCAACCAGUAUUUGACGCAGGUGUUGAUGGUCAAACCAACAAAAGUAUUGACCGAUAAGCCCGCCACGGACAUCCCAUUGCAAACUCUACAGGCGUUGGUAGUCACCUUGAUCUACGCCAUCCUGGCAGAUGCUUCCACAUCCACCUUGGACUGGGUGGCACAAUGGACCGAUAUUGCCGUUUCGACGUUUCGACGUCUAGGUGUCUUGAAUGAUCUUUGGCUCCCCGAAGAUCAAGGACAGUUGACAGAGGAACGUUGGGUACAGGCGGAGCAGAUUAAACGACUGGUCUAUACUAUUUUGCGUAUUGAUACCUAUCUAUGCAUCAUCUUGGAUCGCCCGCCCACUCUCCGCUAUCAAGAGAUCCGACUAGCACUCCCUGUCUCUGAUGAUCUAUGGCGCGCUGAAACAAGGGAAGCUCGCACUCGCUUACACUGGUACGAGCCUGCGGGUCGGACCCGAAGUACCUUCUCGGCCAUGAUGAGGGACGGGCUUGAAACGCAUGGGUUUAUCACUGGGUAUCUGCGCAUGCCGCGGCUGUCUCUGGAGGACAACCACUUUAGUCUGUGUGCCUUCAUGUCCGAGUUAUGGGGAAUCUGCCGCGAAGCUCAUGAGGAGCACCACCUAAACUACCGAUCUCCAGAGCUAAACCGCACCGCGGAUCGUGUCCGUACGUGGAAGGGCUAUCUUCAGGACUGGCGGGCCCAGAUCGAGCAGACGGAUGAUCUGGAAAACACAUUCUUUACGGACCUUUCCGGUGAUGGAAACCCCUUUCUUGGCCUCAACCUCACAUUAUACCACCUCGCCUGCCUUAAUAUAUGCGCCAAUUUAAGGCUACUCGAGUACAAGCGGUGCUGCACCAACUGCCAUGAUGCCGACGUGGAGAAUGUUAUUGGAGCCUGGGCGCAGUCUGCCGACGGUCGCGAAGCUGUCUACCAUGCUAUUCAGCUGAAACGGAUAUAUGAGCAUCAAAGCACCUUAUACAAACUGAGUGAUCACCGUCUAUUGAACGUACUCGGAUCUGCAGGCCUGCUGGCCAGCGCCAUGGUUCUCUGCUUCUACAGUGCCAAGAUAUCAACUGUUCCCGCCGGAGACAGCGGCUCAGAUGAUACUGACACUAUUAUUCCUCCGGGGGAUACAAUGGAGUUGUCGCAGUCAAAGCUUGCGGGUACGCCCGAAUACGAGACGUGGAUCUCACAAGGUGGAUUGAUCACAGUCGAUGGAGUGCUAUUGCAUGUUUUCUCGGUACCUCGUUUGUCAUCUUGGUAUCGUGAGAAGCUGGCAUCUAGUCCGGCCUACUCAUCACGACUUAUCAAUUUCCUGCUGACUUUGAAGACGUGA
Molecule: messenger RNA, 2109 nt
Organism: Penicillium verhagenii
Lineage: Eukaryota; Fungi; Ascomycota; Eurotiomycetes; Eurotiales; Aspergillaceae
Product: fungal specific transcription factor domain-containing protein
Exons: 5
Coding region: 1-2109 (702 amino acids)
Biological process (GO): regulation of transcription by RNA polymerase II; DNA-templated transcription
Cellular component (GO): chromatin
Molecular function (GO): DNA-binding transcription factor activity, RNA polymerase II-specific; zinc ion binding; RNA polymerase II cis-regulatory region sequence-specific DNA binding
Source: RefSeq, a predicted model, not a curated record